AUUUUAAAGUUACUUACAAAAAAAGACAGAAAUAUGUCUCACUACACAAGUAGUUUUCUACUACACAGCUUUUAUGUCAAGGCCACUGUGGCGUAUACGUACCUAACUCUUAAACAUUUAAGUACUAUUGAAUUUAUAGCGCUGAUUAACUAAUCUGAACAAUUGACUUUUGAUGAUCAUUUGUUGAGGGUUCAUCUUCGGUCUGCGAGUCUGUGAAAUUUUGUUGCCCUUUAAUUACAAAUCUAAUUCCGAAGUGCUGAAAAAUAAAAUCUAAAGAUUUCUAUAUAACCUAAACAUCUGAUCUCGCAGUUCCUUUCAAAUUUCCACUUUUGGAUUUGGAGUUAAAAUGCAAUAAACUUUAUUACAUCACAGAUCGAAGAGCCAGACUGCAAUUUUUUUGGGGGUUAUCAACCGGCGAUAAAACUAAAAACUCUUUUAUAACUCUCAAUUUGUGGCUCUUUUAAGUUUCAUAUUUUUUAUAAUUUGUAGGCAUAUCUUUUAUUUUUUUAAUUUUACAAUAUGUAUUAAAAAAUGUUUAAAUCAAAUGUAUUGCCUUUAUUAGAAUUCUGUUAAUAUUAGUCAUUAAGCCUCUAGAAACUCAAAACACUACAAAAUAGGUGUGAGCUAUUACAGAAAAUCCUACUAAAUUAUAUACACAUGAAGCACAAACGGACGAUUCAGCUGUGAUAUUUAACUAUCAUGAGAAGGGCCAUCAAUUACUUAAUCAAGGAUUCAUUCUAACUACCAUUGAAGAGUGACUGUAAUUUGACAAUCCUAUAUUUAGAAUCGAUUUCUAUUUAAAUUUUAUGAAGGUAUUCCUAUAAUUUCAAAAAGAUGUUCUCUUUUUAUAUCCUGGAAACAAACAAAAACUUCUAUCAUUAAUGAUCCAACUUUACUUUGAAUAACAUGGCAGUUUUCGUUGCACAUGAAUAUUUAGUGUUUAAAAAAUUUGGUCGUUUUCGACGUGCAUUUUCGAAAACUUUUAAAGAAUUUUGUGAAAUCAGUAGUAUUCAUGGAAUUAAAUAUUUUCAUGAUAAAGAAACGAAUUUUUUUGGAAAAUUCAUAUGGGUGAUCAUUGUUGUUACAAUGUUCUUCUGUGCUAAUGCAAUGGUCGUCGUAUUCUACAGAGAAUUUUCAAGCAAUCCAAUAAGAAUGAACAUCGAAAGCGAUCAUACUCCAUUGACAAAUUUAAUGUUUCCAGCUGUGACGAUUUGUCCUUCAACUAUGUACAAUUUGCCAGCAGUUGAAAAAAUAUUUCAAAAUUUAACUCUUCCGAAAAAUGUUAGUUUUGAUGAAGCAAUUCAAGCUCUUGAUCAGCUUUAUGUUAUAGUCGGAAAAGUGAGAAUCUUCGAUGAAAGAAAACUCAAAAUUCUUCAAGACAUGGCCACUGGCAAUAAUUUGACAACACCAACAUUUUUAGAACUCAUCCGAUGGAAUUGUUCAGAUCUUCUCUAUCGUUGUCGAUUCCAAUCGAAAAUUAUGCCAUGUUCUCAAUUGUUUAAUCCUGCAAGAACUUUUAACGGAUUUUGCUGUUCAUUUAAUUUCAAGACCUCUGGGAUACCAUUUCAAAAUUACCGUGCUAGAACCUUUGGGCCAGCAGGUGGAAUGACAGUAAUUUUAAAAAACACCAAACCAAAUCAACAGAGACUUGAUCAAUUUCUAUCAUCGGAAAAUGAACUUUUUGUCCAUCAAAACCAAGACUUCCCGCAUCGCACAUCAACAUCAAAUUCGAUUCCAGAAAAUCGAGAGAUCUACGCUAUGAUUCGACCAACUGAAAUAUUGUGUUCGGAAGAUUUUAAAGCUCUUUCUGUUGAAGAUCGACAAUGUCUUCUAAAUCAUGAGCAUAGUAUGCGUUAUUUUUCGGUCUACAACAGCGAUAAUUGUGAAUUUGAGUGUCGUGUCGCGACAACUUUUGAAUCUUGUAAAUGUGUUAAUUACUUGUAUCAUACGAAAAGGGUAAAAGUACCAGUUUGUAAUUUUACAAAUGUACCGUGCUUGUAUAAGACUUACAGUUAUUUUGGUAUUUAUAAUGAUAAAGAGGCCACAGUUGAUAGGAAUCAAACAAUAAAAACUACUAGCGCUUGCUAUUGCCCCAAUAGUUGUGAAAAUGUCGAAUAUGAUAUCAAGAUUACACAAGCCCGAUUGCAGACUGCCAUUGAAUCGUUUGAUCCAUUUUACCAUGGCAUACAAGAAAACUUUACAGUUCUACACGUUUUUAUGAACUCACAAGUGUACCGGAGAUUACGCAGAGACACUCUUUCAGACAUUGUUGAUUUAAUAAGUAACCUAGGUAGUUCUUUUAGCUUGUUUGUGGGAAUGAGUAUGAUAUCUUUGCUGGAAAUUUUGUACUUUUUCACUUUGGUACUAUUGCAGAAUUAUGUUAGAGAAACUAAUGAUUAUUAAUUAUGUUGAUAGCUUUAAAACAUUUCAACACUUAAAAAUGAAUU
Molecule: messenger RNA, 2447 nt
Organism: Episyrphus balteatus (marmalade hoverfly)
Lineage: Eukaryota; Metazoa; Arthropoda; Insecta; Diptera; Syrphidae
Product: sodium channel protein Nach-like
Exons: 7
Coding region: 907-2403 (498 amino acids)
Biological process (GO): sodium ion transmembrane transport
Cellular component (GO): membrane
Molecular function (GO): ligand-gated sodium channel activity
Source: RefSeq, a predicted model, not a curated record